Molecule: messenger RNA, 3195 nt
Organism: Erigeron canadensis
Lineage: Eukaryota; Viridiplantae; Streptophyta; Magnoliopsida; Asterales; Asteraceae
Product: homeobox-leucine zipper protein ATHB-15-like
Exons: 17
Coding region: 352-2868 (838 amino acids)
Molecular function (GO): DNA-binding transcription factor activity; lipid binding; DNA binding
Source: RefSeq, a predicted model, not a curated record
GAUUAGUCUCUUUUGAAGGUUUAGUGAAAAAAUAUUUUCUGAUCAUUUUAGUAUACCAACAGAAGGGGUUGCUAAAUUUAGUAUUUUAUGAAGUGGGCAUGUGUUAGAAUAUGUUGUUAUUGAUUAAAAAUAAGUUAUUCUCGAAAACUUAGUGAAAUAGUGUAUCUUUUUUUCUUGAUCAUUUGAGCAUAUCAACAAAAGGGGUUGCUAAAUUUAGUAUUUUGUGUAGUGGGUAUGUGUUAAAAGUUGUGGGUUUUGGUUACAUAAUUUAUUUAUUUUUUUGAGAGUUUUUAGAAAAAAAAAUAUUGUGGCUUUUUUGUUUCUUGGAAGGUGGUUCUAUAGUGAGAUAACAUGGCAAUGUCCUGCAAAGAUUCUAAAGGGGUGAUGAUGGAGAAUGGGAAAUAUGUUAGAUAUACACCUGAGCAGGUUGAAGCACUUGAAAGAGUCUAUCAUGAAUGUCCAAAACCGAGUUCGGUUCGUCGUCAACAGCUUAUUCGUGAAUGCCCUAUUUUGUCCAACAUUGAGCCUAAACAAAUCAAAGUUUGGUUUCAAAAUAGAAGAUGUAGAGAAAAACAGAGGAAAGAAGCUUCACGUCUUCAAACUGUGAAUCGAAAGCUGACAGCUAUGAACAAACUUUUAAUGGAAGAAAAUGAUAGAUUGCAGAAGCAAGUGUCACACCUUGUGUAUGAGAAUGGUUGUUUUCGGCAACAUACUCAAAACACUGCACUUGCUACUAAAGACACUAGUUGUGAGUCGGUUGUGACGAAUGGUCAACAUCGAUUGACUUCUCAGAACCCCCCACGGGAUGCUAGUCCUGCAGGACUUUUGUCCAUCGCAGAAGAAACUUUAACAGAGUUUCUUUCGAAGGCUACUGGAACUGCUAUUGAGUGGGUCCAGAUGCCCGGAAUGAAGCCUGGUCCGGAUUCCAUUGGAAUCGUUGCUAUUUCUCAUGGUUGCACUGGCGUGGCAGCACGAGCAUGCGGUUUGGUUGCUCUCGACCCUUCAAGGGUUGUGGAAAUCCUUAAGGAUCGCACCUCGUGGUUUCGUGACUGCCGAGCUGUUGAGAUCCUCAAUGUGCUACCUACUGCCAAUGGUGGAACCAUCGAGAUUCUAUACAUGCAGCUGUAUGCUCCUACAACUUUGGCUACGGCUCGUGACUUUUUGUUGUUACGCUAUACUUCUGUUACGGAAGACGGCAGUUUAGUGGUUUGUGAAAGAUCACUAACCAAUAUACAAAAUGGUCCGAGCAUACCGUCAGUUCCAAACUUUGUGCGAGCUGAAAUGCUGCCUAGUGGGUACCUGAUUCGACCCUGUGAAGGAGGUGGUUCGAUUAUUCAUAUUGUGGAUCACAUGAAUUUAGAGGCGUGGAGUGUACCUGAAGUCUUGCGCCCAUUGUAUGAAUCAUCAACCGUGCUUGCUCAAAAAACGACAAUGAUGGCAUUACGCCAGCUGAGACAAAUAGCUCUUGAGGUAUCACAGUCAGGUGCCCCUAAUAAUUGGGGCCGAAGACCCGCAGCAUUGAGGGCACUUAGUCAGAGGUUGAGCCGGGGAUUUAAUGAGGCCCUUAACGGUUUUACUGAUGAGGGUUGGUCUUUAAUGGCAAAUGAUGGGGUGGAUGAUGUCACCAUUCUUGUGAAUUCUUCUCCUGAAAAGAUUAUGGGAUUGAAUUUACCUUUUGCGAGCGGAUACCCAUCAGUUAACAAUGUUGUCUUGUGUGCAAAAGCAUCGAUGCUCUUACAGAAUGUUCCUCCUGCUCUCCUACUUAGGUUUUUGAGAGAGCACCGCUCAGAAUGGGCAGACGACAAUAUCAAUGCAUAUUCAGCAUCAGCGGUUAAACUGGGUCCCUGUAGCUUACCAGGGGCCCGGGUUGGUAAUUUUGGGGGUCAAGUCAUUCUUCCCCUUGCUCAUACGAUCGAGCAUGAAGAGUUGUUGGAGGUUAUUAAGAUGGAGGGCAUUGGGAACUGUCCUGAAGAUGCGUUAAUUCCAAGAGACAUGUUUCUCUUGCAACUAUGCAAUGGAAUGGACGAGAACGCGGCUGGCAUGAGUGCAGAACUCAUAUUUGCUCCCAUUGAUGCCUCUUUUGUUGAUGAUGCACCUCUUUUACCUUCCGGUUUCCGUAUAAUUCCUUUGGACCCAACAAAGGAUGGUUCAAGUCCCAAUCGCACCCUUGAUCUAGCCUCCGCGCUUGAAAUUGGAGGGUCAGGGAAUAAAGUUUCAAGUGACCGUAAUGUUGCUAGUAGCACUGCAAGAUCCCUGAUGACAUUAGCAUUUGAAUUUGCAUGCGAAAGUCACAUGCAAGAUACCGUUGCUGUAAUUGCCCGCCAAUAUGUUCGCACCAUUAUCUCAUCAGUUCAGAGGGUGGCAUCAGCACUAUCUCCUAAUAUGAAUCUAAGUGGAGGUCUUCUGGCACCAUUAGGGACCCCAGAAGCACAUAUUCUAGCUCGAUGGAUUUCCCACAGCUACAGUUGUUACUUGGGUGCGGAGCUGUUUAAGUCGGGAGGUGAACGAAGUGAAAACGUUCUAAAAUCGCUAUGGAGUCACUCGGAUGCCAUCAUGUGCUGCUCUAUUAAGGCAUUGCCUGUAUUCACUUUUGCCAACCAAGCUGGGCUAGAUAUGCUCGAGACGACGCUAGUUGCACUUCAAGACAUUAGUUUUGAAAAAAUUCUUGAUGAGCAUGGACGGAAAGGUCUUCUUACAGAAUUUGCACAAAUAAUGCAACAGGGGUUUGCGUGCCUUGAAGGCGGAGUGUGUUCAUCGAGUAUGGGGAGACCAGUUUCUUAUGAGAGAGCAGUGGCGUGGAAAGUAUUGAACGAGGAAGAAAACGCUCACUGCGUCUGCUUUAUGUUUAUCAACUGGUCGUUUGUUUAACGGAUAGUAAGUAUUUUGAUUAAAGACUCUUGUAGCGUGCUAUGUUGAUCGACGAUGUUUCUGGAUGUAUUCUUGUGGUUUCCUACUGUUUUGAACAUAGCAACCGCUAUUUUGUUCGUACUUUUAACUUAUUACUUAAUUAUGUAUGACAUUGUAUUGUAUUAUGACAUUUUGUGUUUUUAUGUCUUUUAGCUAUAUGUCUCAGUUUAAAACAUGCCGUUAGUUGUUUAUUAUAUUGAUCAAGCUUAUAUCCUGUCAUAAACACGACCUGUUAUUUACUUGUAUUAUCAACAAAAACUUUAUAUUAAAUGAGAAUAUUAAAGGAAA